This is a messenger RNA of Strongylocentrotus purpuratus (purple sea urchin), 1788 nucleotides long. RefSeq lists its product as uncharacterized. Lineage: Eukaryota; Metazoa; Echinodermata; Echinoidea; Camarodonta; Strongylocentrotidae. The transcript is spliced from 2 exons. The record is from RefSeq and is a predicted model, not a curated record. The coding region runs from base 1 to 1788 and encodes 595 amino acids.
AUGAACGACGAUAAGGAGCAACCUGGUCCUGGGAAUUCAGUUUCUAGUAAUGUUGACUCGGCGCCAGCCACUCAAGGCGCAUCCGUCACAGCUUUUGGUUUGAAGCUUCCCCCAUAUUGGCCUGGCGACCCGGCCUUGUGGUUCGCGCAGGUUGAGGCCCAGUUUUUGACAAGGUCGAGAAUCACUCAACAGGAGACUAAGUAUGCUCAUGUAAUCUCAUCAUUACAACCCGAGAUAGCCCAGGAGGUGAGAGAUUUUAUCAUUUCUCCUCCAGCCCAAGACCGGUAUGAUAAGUUGAAGGCGGAACUUAUUAAGCGUACUAGCGAUUCCGAGCAGAGGCGCCUACAUCAGCUUUUAAUCGCCGAAGAACUUGGGGAUAGGAAACCCUCACAGCUCCUUCGCCGGAUGCGGCAGUUGCUCGGAGACUCGGCUUUAGAGGAGAGUAUACUGAGAGAGUUAUUCCUGCAGCGAUUACCCAGUAGUGUUAGGGUGGUGUUGGCUUCCUGUUCAGAUACAAUGGACAUUCAACAUUUAGCUGAUUUGGCAGACCGGGUUUUGGAAGUUGCGUCUCCUCUUUCGGUUGCUAGCACUAGUGUACUAACUCCUCGCCCUUCGAGUCCUACCCAUGUUCUUCCAACUCAAUCUAGGUCGCAUUCUCAUACUGAUGAAGUCCAGCGCUUGUCAGCACAAGUCGCACAGCUGUCUGUCCAAGUUCAAGCGCUGACUUCUUCGUUAGAUGAUCGGCGUAGCCGCAGCAACUCUAGAGCCGGUAGAGGUAACAACCCUUCAAGACGACGCCCAUCUCAGUCGAGAAGUCCUAGCCGUCACCUGGACCAUGAUGGCAACCUCCCUAUACCCAUCAUUGGGGCAGAUUUUUUGAAUAAGUUUGGCCUCGUGGUGGAUGUUCGUCAUCGGAGACUCCUCGAUUCCACAACGAGACUCAUGAUCAAUGGCAUUCGUGCUCCACGUCACACACAAGUCGUCAGCCCUAUGUUUUCACAACCAUCAAGUCAAGGUAGUGAUAGGUAUGCCGCCAUUUUGGGAGAGUUUCCCGACAUAACUCAUCUGGACUUUCAUCACAAGGCUGUGAAGCAUACCGUGACACAUCAUAUUGUUACGACCGGACCACCAGCUUACUCUCGUCCCCGUCGAUUGGCUGCUGAUCGUUUAAAGGUUGCGCGCUCUGAAUUCGAGCAUAUGCAGGAACUUGGAAUUAUCAGACCUUCAUCCAGCAAUUGGUCUUCACCUCUCCACAUGGUCCCGAAAUCUACCCCAGGUGACUGGCGGCCAUGUGGAGAUUAUCGCGCCUUGAACACUCAGACUGUACCAGACCGGUACCCAGUCCCACAUAUUCAAGAUUUCACUGCAUCAUUGGCGGGUAAGACGAUCUUCUCGAAAAUAGAUCUUGUGAAGGUCUACCAUCAGAUUCCCGUGGAACCAGCUGAUGUACCGAAGACGGCGAUAACUACACCUUUUGGACUUUUCGAGUUUACACGUAUGCCAUUCGGACUUCGAAAUGCAGCCCAGUCAUUCCAGCGUUUGAUGAACGAGAUAGUUAGGGGUUUGCCGUUCAUUUUUGUGUAUAUAGAUGACAUACUAGUCGCUAGUGCAUCCGAGAAGGAGCAUGAAGAGCAUCUUCGACUUCUUUUCACUCGCCUUCAUGACUAUGGAAUGGUGAUCAAUCCGGCUAAGUGUGUGUUUGGUGUGAACUCCCUUGUCUUCUUAGGACACCACAUUGACGCAUGCCAUUCGGACUUCGAAAUGCAGCCCAGUCAUUCCAGCGUUUGA